AGCAACAGACCUGCUUUGAUCGUUUGAGGAUCGUGAAGCAAAAUAUUAAUGGUUAAAAUGCUUUGCAUAAGAAACAUGAGCUCUUGUUACAUAACCCUUGGUCUAUAAAUGGAAUCCUGAAUGCCUCCUAAAUUAGUCUUGCUAAGACUUUUGUGGAACAAAACGGAAAUUACAAAGUGACUGGACUUUUGAUAUGAACUCCAAACAUGGACCAAACAAAGAAUCCUAACAGACCAUACAUCCAGACAAUGCUGAUACUUCUAAUACUUUCUCCAUUGGUAAGGGGAGCAUCUCUGCAGAGAACCACCAGCUCUGCUCCAAGGCUUUUUCUGCCAGGAUGGGUUCCUAAUGCUUGUACAUUAGUUAUAUGUGCAUCUGCUGAGACCAGACCAAAAGGAGAAGAGGGAGAUCAAGGAUUACCAAGACCUCAAGGACUACAGGGUCCAGCAGGACCAACUGGCAUUCCUGGUUCAGAAGGAGAUAAAGGCUCUAUAGAUGGAAAAGGAUCAAGUGGAAACAGUAAUCUUCCAGAGCUGGAAAGCCUUAAAACACAAAUAAGGGGCUUGGAAACAGAGUUGGAGGGUUUGAAAGCUGCCAUCACCAAAACUCAAAAAGUUCUCCUUGCCCCCAACGGCGUGAUGGUUGGUGAGAAGGUAUUCAAAACAGAUGGAUCCAGAGGUGAUUAUCAUGCUGCGCAUGAGACUUGCUUGCGCAUGGGUGGCGCACUUGCCUUCCCGAGGAAUGCGGCAGAGAACAGUGCCCUGCAAAAAAUAGUGACCUGGUAUAACAGAAGAGCAGUCCUUGGGAUCAACGACAUGGCGACAGAAGGGAGGUUUGAGUACCUGAAUGGCGACGUCAUUGGGUACUCUAACUGGGCCCCAGGAGAACCAAAUAAUCUUGGCAAUGAGGACUGUGUAGAAAUGCAUCAAGAUGGCAAAUGGCAUGACAGAGGCUGCACACUUGAGUGGUUAGUCAUUUGUGAAUUCUAAAAUCAGGAGGUGUGGGGGUGGCCAUGUUUGCGAGGCGAAGGAAUAGUUUGUUCUAAUUCUUUCAAAAUUCAGAACCCCUCUAGCUUGAACAGUAAGUUACACAAGUGAUAUUCAAGAUGCUACUUUCCUUUACCUGACUGUGUGCAGAAAGAAUAUGGCAAAUUUAAUGUGAGGCAUGUGAUUUCUAGUAAAGCAUGUCCAAGAAUAAAAAUACACACUAUGAGUACACAGACAUUCAGGCAACAUCCAUCCCCAUGGUAACAACAAGAAAACUACACUGGAAUGCCCACGUGCCUUUUCAACCAAUCCCAAAAAUGCAAAACUGACAUUUCCUUCUUUGUAGCCCAAUUAAAGGAAUUGUUCCUCACCUGCACAAGAAUGUAUCAUAAAGGCUACUCCAGCUCAGACCAUGGCAUAACCUCAUAAGGCGCUCAAGGAAUUAUACCAAUGAUUCUAGUAUUCGGAUUCAGGAACAUUGCGCUCUGUACCAGCAUAGGAGCUUGCUGAAGAAAGAAAUAGCAGAGCAACAACACUCACCACCAUUUCAGGUGAUCAGCGGUAAUUGUAGCUACCAACACAAGAGGCCAAAAGACUUCCAGUUGAUCCUAUAAGGCUACUGACUCUGACAUUUCUUCCAGGUUUGUGCUAUUUGUUGCUCGGACAUAGGUUGGGUUGUUCCAGAA
Messenger RNA from Podarcis raffonei (Aeolian wall lizard), 1672 nucleotides. RefSeq names its product pulmonary surfactant-associated protein D-like. NCBI's taxonomy places the organism in Eukaryota, Metazoa, Chordata, Lepidosauria, Squamata, Lacertidae. The record is from RefSeq and is a predicted model, not a curated record. The transcript has 5 exons. The coding region runs from base 207 to 989 and encodes 260 amino acids.